Molecule: messenger RNA, 1209 nt
Organism: Geodia barretti
Lineage: Eukaryota; Metazoa; Porifera; Demospongiae; Tetractinellida; Geodiidae
Source: the annotation of a GenBank genome assembly
AUGACGGCGCCGGUCACCCGCGCGGUGGUGAAGGCUCUCACUGCCGACGGCGCAGAUGUCCGCUUCGUCGGCGGCUGUGUGCGCGAUGCGCUGCUCGGGCGCGAGAGCGCCGAUAUCGACAUCGGCACCCCCGACCCGCCCGAGCGGGUGAUGGGGCUACUGGGUCGAGCCGGCAUCGAGACCCGCACGUUCACGCGAUCGCAGCACGGCACCGUCACCGCUGUUGCCGGCGGCAACCGCUACGAGAUCACGACGCUCCGACGCGACGAGCGGACCGACGGCCGGCACGCAGAAGUCGCCUUCACCGACGACUGGGAGCAAGACGCGGCGCGCCGCGACUUCACCAUCAAUGCCAUGAGCGUCACACCGGACGGCGUGUUGCAUGACUAUUUCGGCGGUCAGGCGGACCUCGCAGCCGGGCGGGUGCGCUUCGUCGGCGACCCGGCGACGCGCAUCGCCGAGGACCAUCUGCGGCUGCUCCGCUUCUUCCGCUUCUACGCGUGGUACGGCAAGGGCGUGCCGGACGCGGCGGCGCUGGAUGCGUGCAAAGCAGCGGCGCACACGAUCCCAUCGCUCUCGGGCGAGCGCGUGCAGGCCGAGAUGCUGAAGCUGCUCGCCGCUCCCGAUCCUUUAGCGCCACUGGCCGCGAUGCGGGACGCCGGCGUGCUCGCCCAACUACUGCCGGAGGCAUCGGAAGCCAAGCGCCUUGCCCGCCUCGUCGCGAUCGAGGGCAGCGUCGGCGACGGCGAUCGGAUACGGAGGCUCGGCGCUCUCAUCGCUGACGCCGAAGCUGCACACGAUGUCGCCGCCCGCUGGCGGCUCGCCGGCGCAGACGCAGCGCGCCUCGCCGCACUCUGUGCACCACCGGCCCCCCUCACUCCCGAUCUCGACCGCCGCACCCAACGGCGCAGGCUCUACCGGCUAGGCCCCGGGCUGUUCCGCGAUCUGGUGCUGCUCGCAUGGGCCGCGGAGACCAUGGCGAGAACGAGGCGGCUUGGCGGGCAAUGCUGGAGACAGCCCGCGCCUGGGAAGAGCCAGCCUGCCCGUCUCCGCGCGGAGUUCUGGCAUGCGCGUGGAGUCAGGCGCCGGCGGUGGGCCGCCUUCGUUCGCCGUCGAGGCCUGGUGCGAAGGACCGCGAUUUCGCGCCCGACCGCGAGGCCGCGCUUGCUACAGCUCAGAGAGCUUGCCGCUGGCGGCAGCCAGGAAUAG